This is a messenger RNA of Darwinula stevensoni, 315 nucleotides long. The record is from the annotation of a GenBank genome assembly. Lineage: Eukaryota; Metazoa; Arthropoda; Ostracoda; Podocopida; Darwinulidae.
AUGGGUCAGCUCUCACCAUCAAGGGAGAGAGGAACUUCGGGCGAAGCUCCAGCGCCCCCCAGCGAAGAUACCCAGUUGGCACCUGACGUGGUCUUCCCUCAUCGGGUUAAUCUAACAUUCCUGGAAUCACCCUGGCGAUCUGCGCGAGGUUAUCAGCCCCUACUGAGAAAAAUGGAAAUGGAUAUAGUGGACUACCACUUCCCUGGUGGGUUCCAUGAUGAUCCAGCAGACUGGCUAAGAGAGCAAUUGAAAUGGGCAUUUCUCCUGAUCAGGGAUCAUCUGGAAGCUUUUUUGUCAAGAAUCCUCAAGGGGUGA